Molecule: messenger RNA, 7577 nt
Organism: Oncorhynchus nerka (sockeye salmon)
Lineage: Eukaryota; Metazoa; Chordata; Actinopteri; Salmoniformes; Salmonidae
Product: leucine zipper protein 1-like
Exons: 4
Coding region: 255-3470 (1071 amino acids)
Source: RefSeq, a predicted model, not a curated record
CGCAGAUUCUUUCAUCGCAAGAUGAUCGACACCCAUGUUAACCAUCAAGCUGAGGGAAGUUGAAGGAAUAAGACCCAACCAAAGGAAAAGGGAGAAGACAUUGUGGGGAAAGGAUUAAGGACUGGACACAACCCGACAUUACAAGCUUGUGACAUUUUAACCAGAGAAGGACUGCCAUACAAAUGUGGACCUCCCAAAAAGUGUUCAAAUAAUUUCCCCUUUGCAUCAAGAGGACAACAACUAUAAUCUCUGAGAUGUCUGAAAACAAAGACAUAACGAGUCGCCACUUGCAGCACAAGCUGCAGAGCCUGGGACGACGGCUGGACGAGCUUGAGGAGGCUACCAACAAGCUCCAGAAGUCAGAAGAUGAGCUGCUCGAUCUGCAGGACAAGAUUAUACAGGCAGAGGGCAGCAACUCCUCCAUGUUGGGCGAUGUUGAAGGACUGCGCAAGCGCCUGCUAAAGAUUGAAGGCAAGGACGAGGAGGUGUGCAAGGCAGAGGACCUCUGCCGUAUGGUGCGGGAGAAACUGGAGGAGGAGGAGAGCUUGACCCAGGACCUCAAGUCUGAGAUUGAGUGCCUGCAGAGGAGAAUGGCUGAGCUGGAGAAGUUGGAAGAGGCCUUCAGCAAGAGCAAGUCGGACUGCAGCCAGCUGUGCCUCAGUCUCAACGAGGAGAAGAAUCUGACCCGGAAGCUGUCCUCAGAGAUGGAGGCCCUCAAGGACCGUGUGAAGGAAGUGGACACGUCAGAGGUAAGGCUGGACCGGGCAGAGAUGUUCCUGGCAGGGGAGCUGGAGAAGCUCAAGGGCCUCACUCAGAAUUUUUUGAGUGAGAGGAAGAGACUCCUGGAGAAGCAAAAGGAGGAUGAGAAGCUUAUACUAAAACUGACAGAAAAGCUGGAGCGUCAGAACAGGAUUGGCCCGGUAGAUCCCAGACGAAUUGAAGACGACCUCUCAUCCGGCCUGACCGGCAAGCUGGGGCGCAAGAAGAGCCUGGAUUACCUGAAACUGGGAGACGAGUUUGGGAUAAGGAACAAGUCAGAGAAUGAGAAGAACAGACUUGAUGGCCAGGAAGACAACAAAGUCAAGGAACUCACCCAGGAAGUGGAGAGGCUGAAGAACCGGCUGAAGCAGCUGGAGCUGGUGGAGGAGGAUCUUAAGAACACCGAGUCCAAGAAUGGAGAGCUGCAGGAGAAGUUCCAACAGGAGAGAUCCCGUAGCCGAGCGCUCAACGAUCAGGUGGAGCAGCUUAGAAUUCAGCUGUGUGGUGGCAGCAGUCAUGGCAAUGGAGGACCUAGCAGUCCAGCAAAGGUCCUUGAGAAUGGCAAGGCAGAGAAUGAGGAGAUCAAUGUCCGUGGUGGGUUCAGGCAGGUCAAGCCCAAGUAUAGGCCUGCUGCAGAGCCAGUCACCCCCAAGUACAAGAGCAGAGAGCUGUCCCCGCAGCACAAGAUGGAGACCAAGCUGAGGAGCAAAGAACUGAGCAACUCUGAGGAAAGUUCUCCAAAGUCUGUCAGGAGGGCACUCAGUCCUGCACACAAGAGCAGGAGGACACCCAAGACUGGAACGUCAACUGCCUCUGACAAUGGAGUGAAAGAAAUAGGCAGAGGGGUAGAGGAGAAAACAACAAGAGGAGCAGCCCAUACUCCUGUCGGCACAUCUUUGAGUGACCGCAAGAAGCUCUCUGUUCUUAGUCGCUACCCUCCAGCAGCUAAUGACCAGAAGCCAUGGAAGAUAUCUCAGAAACCAAGUGAGAGUGAAAGCAAAAAAUGCCAAGUUGAUACGUUUUCUAGAUUGUAUGUCGGUAGUGACAGUGAGUCGAACAAUUCUGAUGUGGUGCCUGAAAGCUCAAGCAAGAGCAACAGUGUCUCCCCACUUGAAAAGGAUGCAUUUGCGUCGGACCUGGAGUCUGUGGACCAGGUUCAAGAGGCUCUUCCAGUGUCAAACCUCUCCAAAGCCAAUGGGUCGUACAUUGCCUACAAGUCCCAUGUGUCCCCAAUGUUCAGUGAUCAUGGCUCUGAGGGCCACUCCUCGGCCUCUGAGACUGAAUCACCUGGGUCCAGGCCCUCGGAACCAGAACCUGUACCUGAGGUGACUGCACUGAGUAGCAGAACCUCCACCACUCCCAAGUGCUCCAGAUACUCUCGCAUACAGGACUCUCAGUCAGAGGGCUCCUCCACCAGGAGCUCGAUUGACGAGGAGCAGCACAGGCUGUUGGUGGCAGAAGGAGAAUCCCUGGAGCCCACUCACACCCCAUCAGGUAUAGAGCUCCGCAGGGUCUGCAGCCCACGGGAAGCACUGAGGUCAAAGGCAGUCAUCAAACCAGCCAUCGUGGAAAUUGAUAGGAAGGAAGUCAUGAUAUCCGGUGGGGCAGAGCCCUUGACCUCCUCCAAUGGCAAGCCCAAAAUUUCCACAAAACCAGUCCUGACCAGUAGCAUCACUAUCUACCCCAACGAUCCCAACUCUUCCAGGACCAGCAGCCGCAGCAGCAGUGUAUCCAGCGAGCCACCAGUCAAGGAACGCCACACGUCCACCAGCAACAUUGUCAUCGGCCCCAGUGAGCACAGGGGAAGUAUCUCCAUCCCCUAUGAGAUCUCCAUCCCCAAGAGAGAGAUCACACCCUGGCCGUCCAUGGAUGGCCCUGACGAAUCAGGGGUGCUAGGGAUGGCCUGUGCAGAGACACACCUACUCCCCCGAAGCAACUUCAGCCUCCAGUCACCGGAGACCACCUCCGACUUCAACAACGACACAGAGUCGGGUUUCGAGAGCAGCAGUAGCAGCACUACCACCGUCACCAGCUGGAGGAGCCAACACCAUGGCCACCACACCUCCCAGGACGACAGCCUCCCAGAGAUGAGAAACGUGACGGUGCGAAGCACCUGGAAGAACAGGGGGGCAGCAUCUGUGGACGAGCCUGGCCGGGGAGCCAGGAUGUAUGGGAUGGGCUCUGAGGACGAGGCAGAGUCGGCCACCACGUGGAGGGCUUACCGCGCCACCACCAUUCUGGACACGGAGGAGACGGUAAACGCCACAAGGGCUGCUACAUCACGGACAGCCAAGCCUUCUCCAGCAGAGCUGUAUAUGCGCAGGAUCAACAACAGUGUGGUGACCACCAGGGACAUCGCAGAGCCAGUGUGCCGGAGCAAAAGCUCCCUGUCGCCCACUGAAGGAGGUCUGCGGAUGAGUAUCCCCCACGAGCCUGUCAGCUCUCAGAAGCUUGUUCCCUGGCGGACACAACCCAUGGCCGCUGACGACACGGACCCCAACCCUGGGUCGUGGAGGACGAGGCCGGCGCCCGGUGACCUAGAUCCCUAUGAGAGCGAGAGGAGCUCCAGGACAGAUGUAGGGUCCAGCAGAGGGAUGAGGACCACAGCUUCCAGACCAGCGCUCUUGUCCAAUAGGGGUCAUGCUGGCCUGGCGGAGGGAAGGACCGGGCGCGGCAAUCGACCGUGGAACAAUCGUCAGACCGAUGACUAAACCGGCCAACCAUCUUAGUCUCUCUACUUCAUAAUAUCCAGAGCUCUCCACCCCCCCAAACUGCACAACAAGGAGGAAUGUACUGCGUCCCACAUCUCUAAUCCCCCCCUCAGCAACAGCAGUGGCAGGCAAGUUCCUGCCAAGUCCCUGUCCAGCAACAACCCCAUGCUUCUGAGUCUAAAAACAAGAUGGCCACCUGUAAAACCUUCCACCACAACGUCCAUGUAUAAACCCUGGAUGACUAACUGGGUGCUGUAUUGAAGCCACCGCGCAGCCAUCUUGAUUUUUCGAAGCUAUGGAAAUGCAUUUAUUAAUGUCUACAUACGUUUUUGACAUUCUAUUACAGACACCUUUGGCAAUACUUUUAAAAUAUAUUAUGUGAGCUAAACAUAAAAAUAAAAAACGUGAUGAAAAAAUAUCCCUUUAAGUAUUUUUUUGUAGAGUACUAAUGUUUACUCUCCCCACUACAACAACAAAAUACUUAAAUACAUGUAAUUUUGACCUUAAAACAUUGCAUUGAAAUACUCUAGAAUACAUUCCUAUGGAGGGCUGCUCAUUCUAGGGAGUGCCAAUAUGGCCGACCGGUGGUUUCAAAGCCUCUCAGUGGUUUAUACAGAGUGUCAGCAAUCCAGGGUUUAUAUACUUCAUUGAUCUGCACAGACCACUUCAGUUGUAUUAUAAUAUGCCCAUAUACAGUGUCGCGAUGGAGUGGUCCUCACCACCCUCUUCCGCUUCUUCUCCUACCUGAUGUAUUAUAAUGUAUUGCUCCGACUUGACAAGGGAGAGACGCUCACUCGGGUGACUGGGUCUAGAGGUGUGUGUGUGGGGGGGCGAGAGAAGAGGGGAGUGACACAGGAAGGAAGGAUUUGUUGUCUUUCAGAAUGGACCGUUACAAGACCUCACUUUGGAACUUCUCAGCGGCGCUCCCCCAAGCUGCACCAAGAUGUGACCAAAAACAGGGAGCGAAUUACUUCUAUUUCUUUUAUUUUUAAAUGUCUUCUGAUCUCGGAAAUGUGUAUAUAUGUUUUUUUGCUUAAUUUGGUGAGCUUUUGUCCAUGUGUUUGCUUCAUACUGACAACCAUAGCAGUUUUUGCAGGGUUUUAUUUUGCACAUCGUACACAUACACCUAUAUCUAUUUUUAACCUACAAACAUGACUAUCAUCCCAGAGAAUGCAUAAUGUGGGCCUAAAAGAGGGUUGACUGUAGGGCUUUGGGGAGUUUGCAUGUUUCAACAUAAUGUAUAAGAGGAGCAUUUUGGAGUCAUGUGCCUCCAGUUUCCCAGCAUGUUGUCUGCUUCACGGACAACAAAGACAAGGACCCUGUCAUAGACAUGUUCUUUAUUUUCUUAUAGGCUGCAAACUCAAUAUCCUCUUCAACAUCUGUCCCUAUGCAAUAAGGAAGAUAAUAGCCAAGUACUUUGAUCAACAACCUUCAAUUGUGCUUCAUUUGGUUCCUCAGUAAUUCGCUCCCUGUUGCCCUCCACCGUCUCUUCCCCCUGCUCAACUGGACUUUAGAAUGUGUCUAUUGUGACACACAGCAGAAAGGAAGGUCCACCCCCUUUUGUCUGCACUCAAUGAAUGAUGGAUUGCACUUAUUUAAGCUUGGGGGACAUGCAUUUGUCAUCUGGAACAGGACUACUAUUCCUAUGGUGCUCUGCUUCAGCGCACUCUCCUCCAACUGUAACUGAUGCCCUGGAUCUAGCAGUAAAAUGUGCUGCGCUGCUGUGAACAGCCAAUCAGACAUAAAAAUUCUCCAAUCACCAAAAGGAACAAUCAGUCCAGAUACACGCGACUGUGUUUGCGGUGCGAUUCGUCUCAACUUUUCCCUGUUUCUGUAGAAGUGUAUUUUGUUGUAAUAUUUAAACUGGACUUUUCAUUGUUGGAUUAGGGAGGUUUCUCUGUCACUCUGGACAGAAACAGAGAUCAUUAGGUUGCCAUAGAAACACAAGUAGUCUGGCAGGUGGUGAGACCUGAUGUACUCAUACAGGCAAUACUCUGUAAACUCUGAACUACAAACUCUGGUAGGAAGUUUCCCCUUGAUACUGGUCAGUCAUUGUCAUUUAGCAUUGCCUGUGUAGUAGCAGCCGACCAGCCGUUUCACUGUUAGCUUUCAUAUUUAUUUGUUAUUUACCACAAAAUGCAUAACUAUUUUUGUCAUUGUGAAUGUUGUAAUUUGGUGAUGGGGACCUACCAUUUACAGUCCUUUAGAUUUCAGUGUAUUGAUUAUGGGAAAUGGAAGAAGUCAAUUACACACAAAGAAUGCAAAUAUAAUCACCCCUAACCCAGAAAUCACCACGUUGUAUUCCUCUAACCUUGUGGAAAUGUGAGGUGCAAUUCCCCUCCUGCUGGCUACACAUUACUAAGCUGUUGAGCCUAGGCUGUGUGAAUUACUCCCUAGUAUUUCCGUCAAGGUUGGUCUAAAGAUUGUGUGGACAAGUAUAAUGAAUGCAGUCAUUACACAUUUGCAAAGAUUUUCACAUUUGUAGAGAAUAUUUUAUAGAAGACCAUUGUGGUUUCAAUUGAAGAAAAAUCUACUGACGAGUAAAAGACCCCCAAUCUUUUGAAUUGAAUCAUUUUUUUGUCCCCCCCCAAAAAAAAUCUUCAAAGGACCCAUUAAAAUAAUGUUCGCUGCCCAAAAUGUUCUGAUCUUUCUAUUUGCCGGUCAGAAGUGCUCCAGCUCGGCAUCAUAAAGCAUUAGUGUUGCCAUGUGGCCCCUUACAUGGCUACUGGCCCAUCCUGUGAACAUGUGUUCAGUGCAAACACACACACCGCUUAAUGUUGUUCAGAAGCCUGGUGCUGAUGUGCCAAGGGCUACGUGAUGACUUAUCCACUUCAGAAGGCUUCUGUUGUUGACCAGUCCUCGGUUACCAGGAUGACAACUGCCAGAAGGCCACUCGUUCCAAAUCUGUAUUUCCGACCUCAUCCCUUCUUUCCUGCAGUGGUUCCAGUUUCCCUCCUUCCUUCCUCCCUCCUCCUUCUUCUUCUUCCUUCCCCUCCAAGAAUGCCUUGAUUCUUAACGACCGUGAUAAGUAUUGCUAGGUCUGAGAGCCGUUUUACAGUCUGCCAAAGCUUGCCGGCAGACACUGAUAUACAGCCCCCGGGUAGCCGAAAGGUCAAAGGUCAAGGCUGGAGCUAAUCGCGUCUUUCCCUUGGACUUUGGGGGUUAUACUGUGAGGAAAGCAAAAUGAUUUGGCAGCGGCCAGCACUAACCCGAAAUGGAGGCAGUUGAUGAGUGCCAGUCAGAACUGGCUCGCGCCGAUGUGUAAACCAAAAUCCACGUGCUGGUUGUCCAUCAUAGCCAAAGGGUUUAUGUGUGAUGCUCAUAUAAGUGUCUGUGCAGACUCUUGUUUCGAUUCACUCACUGGGGACAGUUUGAUAGUCUGCAGUUGGCUAGUGAACUCCAGCCCAUCUUAAUGAGAUGCGGAUUUCAGAGGCCCGUGUCAAAGUUGAGCCCAGGAACAUUACAGGCUGUCAUUCCCAUUAGACCUACAUCACCAUGGGUCGGCUAUCAUCAUAUUUCAGUGAUCCUAUGAUGCAAGGCCAGCACCCUUGUCUGCUCCGAUAUUCAAGAGUGAUCGCUGCUGUAGGGAGAUUGACCUUCUCCGAUCAUACCUAAUCUGACAGAGGGAGACUAGGAUUAGACAGGAAAAACCUCAGCCAAUUUUUGAGAUGAGAACUAAACUCUUAACAAUCCUCAUUAUGUAACUUCUGGUGUAUAAACAUCUUUUCCCCUCUCUUACACGGUAGCGUAGAAUGUAGUUAGUGGAGCGGGACCAGAGAGCAGAAAUGGCUCUUUGGAGUGACUUGCCAUUCGUCCUGUAAGGCCUCUUGUAAGGCGAGGGUUCAUGGUGUCUUUGGACAUCAGAAACGGUAAUCUGCACUUAACCAGCACUUAAAUUAAGACCCUACAUAAGACCCGACAUAAGUAAGACCCCCGACAUAAGUAAGACCCUACGUAAGACCCUACAUAAGACAGACCCUACAUAAGACCCUACAUAAGUAAGACCCUACAUAAGACCCUACAUAAGUAAGUCCCUACAUAAGACCCUACAUAAGUAAGUCCCUACAUAAGACCCUACAUAAGUAAGUCCCUACAUAAGAGUCCCUA